This is a messenger RNA of Brassicogethes aeneus, 2714 nucleotides long. The record is from the annotation of a GenBank genome assembly. Lineage: Eukaryota; Metazoa; Arthropoda; Insecta; Coleoptera; Nitidulidae.
AUGGGCGAGCGGGAGAGAAUAAAGGCCAUCAGAGUCGGGUUCUACGAUAUAGAAAGGACUAUCGGUAAAGGGAAUUUCGCUGUUGUCAAGCUCGGCAGGCACAGGAUCACCAAAACAGAAGUCGCCAUUAAAAUAAUUGAUAAAUCUCAACUUGACGGCAACAACUUACAAAAAGUAUACAGGGAGGUCGAUAUCAUGAAACGGCUGGAUCACCCGCACAUUAUAAAAUUAUAUCAGGUCAUGGAAACAAAAAACAUGAUAUAUCUUGUUUCGGAGUAUGCUAGUCAAGGAGAAAUAUUUGAUUAUAUUGCAAGAUACGGUAGAAUGACUGAGGAGCAUGCCAGAUUGAAAUUUUGGCAAAUUCUUUCUGCUGUGGAAUAUUGUCAUAACCGCAACAUUGUACAUCGAGAUUUAAAGGCUGAAAAUUUACUAUUAGACACAAACAACAACAUAAAAAUCGCCGAUUUUGGUUUUUCGAAUUAUUACACCCCUGGAGGGCAACUUUCCACAUGGUGCGGGUCUCCGCCUUAUGCCGCCCCUGAAGUGUUCGAAGGAAAAAAGUACAUUGGGCCAGAAAUUGACAUUUGGAGUUUGGGAGUUGUCCUUUACGUCCUAGUAUGUGGCGCUCUACCCUUUGACGGUUGUUCCUUACAAGCCUUAAGAGACAGAGUCCUUUCAGGACGAUUUAGGAUUCCUUAUUUCAUGAGUUCAGAUUGCGAAUCUUUGAUACGUAAAAUGUUGGUCCUGGAACCGAUGAAGAGAUACACCAUCUCGCAAAUAAAAAAGCAAAGAUGGAUGCAGAUGGGUCCUCCACCUAAAAUACCCUGCUCAUUCUCCAUACCCAUAAACCAGCCUAUAGAGCAGAUUUUAAGGUUAAUGCAGAGUUUGGGCAUCGAUAGCACCAAAACAAGAGACUCGAUACGUAUGGCAUCCUAUGACCACCACGCUGCGAUAUACUAUCUUUUGUUGGACAAACUGAGAGCCCAACUGGAAGACAAAGACUUGGCGGCAGGCAAAGAAGUACAACGGCGAAGACCAUCGAGCAUAGCUGACCAAGCGUUAAGAAAACUGGGCAGGGCCGGUACCAUGGAGGAUUGCCAGAGUUUAUCGCACUACAGCUUGGCAACACCGCAUUCGAGCAACAGCAGAAUCAACAACGCCUCAACUUUGAACGUCGCAACCAGUGCGUCCAGCGUUUUAUCCAGCCCGAUAAUGUCUAGACACGGCAGCGAAACGCGCAAAAGCGAAUCGCCUCCAGCUCAUGGCAUAGACGCUGCUAAAUUGCUAGCGGCGAGGAACUCUGAGGAAGCGUUGAAGAUUUUAAACCAAGCCAGCACCACGAGUUUCAGCAUGUGUUCAGAAGCAACCAAAUUGAUGUCCACGCUGCAAAUGUCCGCCAUACCAUCCACAUCCACUGAUAUAGCUUUGUUCAAGGAGAUCAAUCAGCACGGUUUCGGGCCUUCACAUUCGCACCCUUUCGAGUUUGCUGACAAUACGUCUUCAGUGAGAAAAAGUAACUUUCAAAUUGGUGACAUGCCAAAUCAGUAUUCCAGCUCAACCGACGAAGGAGUAGAAACCGAUCUGGAAGAACAUCAGCACCGGCUCAGCUACGCUUCCUCGUCGUCUUCGAGCGGCGUCGUAACCAACUUCACCACAUCGAAAAACCUGAGCCAGAACUUGAGCUGCGACAGCAACUUCGAAAGCUUGGAGUCCAACGAGCUGUGCAGCAGCUUGCCCAGCUGCACCUCCAACGAUCAGAUGCAGGAGCCGACCUUGACGAGUUCCACGCCGCUGCCGAAUCUGCACACCACCUACUCGCCCGGAGGCACGAGGUCCCUGAUGCACAAGAACAGUCCCCUGGUGCACAUGUCGAGCUACAAGAGCACCAGAGGGAUGACCAGGUCUCCAGUGGACUUUAGAGAAGGGAGAAGAGCUAGCGAUGGUUUAGUCAACCAACAACCGGAAAGUAGUACCAACUUCGUAGCCUUUAACAGCCAGAAGUUUAACGAGCAACACAACAAAGCCAAGGGCGUACUGGAGUUGCAUUUGGUGCAAAGAGAAGCUCAACGAUUACAAUCUCAAUUUCAAGCGAGAGAACAUCCGGAAGAAAUCUCCCACAGGCAAAAGCAACACAACCAGUACCUCUCUCCGCGAGGCCACAAACGCAUCAGUCUCCCUGAUAACUUCAGCUACACUUCGGCUAUAGACACUCAGCUGCAUACAGCGAUGCAGCACAGAAUUUUACAGCAAAAGAGGCAGAUACUGCAGAAGCAAACCGCCGCAACCAACAGCUGCGACACCCCGCUAUCCAGGCGCCAAAUGCUGCGGCAAGCCAGCUACAAGAUAGCCCAGCAGCAGCCGGUGUUGCCACCUCUACCCCUCACGGAAGACCAAAGUCAAGAACUGAUGGCCUUUCAAGCUUACGUGGAAAACGCCGGGGAAAACGCCUGGAGCGCCCUCCCCGGCUCCAUGCAGAACUCCUGCCAGAUUUCCGAGAGCUCUACCUUGCCGGCCCAAAGUUGGACCUCCACUUCAGGUUGGACCCAGGUAUUUCCCACCUAAGUGCACUUUGUAGAUUUUUUUUCCUUUCCAGCUUAGUUUUAUAAGCUUGUUGUUGCUGUUUUUGUAUGUAUAUAAUCUUCAAGUAUUAAAAGUGCUAGUCUUUCUCUUAGUACAAAGUUAGUUGUCGCAGUCCAGUUUGAAGUGCGGCCGUA